Kluyveromyces marxianus DMKU3-1042 is the source of this 1437-nucleotide messenger RNA. It is a transcript of the gene MCH2, whose product is annotated as Mch2p. Lineage: Eukaryota; Fungi; Ascomycota; Saccharomycetes; Saccharomycetales; Saccharomycetaceae. The record is from RefSeq and is a predicted model, not a curated record. Gene Ontology annotation, molecular function: transmembrane transporter activity. Bases 1 to 1437 code for a protein of 478 amino acids. Gene Ontology annotation, biological process: transmembrane transport. The transcript has a single exon.
AUGAUAAUGACGGAGGAGAAAUUGAGAAAGGUUGAUCCCAAAGAAUCCACAAUAAAAGAUAGUGAAAGCACAGCAAGUGAAACUAUUGAAAUUCCGGAUGGAGGAUACGGUUGGGUAAUUGCUUUAUGCUUCUUCUUAUAUAACUUUUGUACAUGGGGUGCAAAUUCUGGUUAUGCUAUUUACCUUGCCGAUUAUUUGUCUAACAAUGCAUUUCCUGGGGGAGGAAAACUAGACUAUGCUGCCGUUGGAGGUAUAGCUUUUGGGGGAGGUUUGUUAUUUGCACCUGUAAUUGUUCACUUCUCUAGGAUAUAUGGGGUUCAGAUUGUAAUUGGGAUUGGAAUUGUGUGUCAAACAGCCGCGCUUUUGUUAGCUGCAUUUUCCAAGAAGUUAUGGCAACUCUACCUUACCCAGGGGUUAUUGAUAUCUUUUGGAUUAGCAUCUAUUUGCAUACCAAGUUUCACGCUAGUCCCACAAUGGUUUAGAAAUAAAAGAACGUUGGCGUCUGGGAUUGGCACCAGCGGAAGUGGCCUCGGAGGUAUCAUAUUCAAUCUCGGCAUGCAGAGAAUAAUAGAAGUCAAAAGCGUCAAAUGGGCUCUAAUCGUUCAAUGUAUUAUAUGUUCUGUAUUGAGUUGUAUUGCAUUAGCCUUGACAAGGACAAGGACUAAAAUUAUUCAUGGAAAUGCUGCGAAAGCCAAAUCGUCAUUUAAAGAGUUGGCUGUGGAGCAUUUGGAAGUGUUUAAGAUUUUUGGGAUGUGGUUACUCUGUCUAUGGGUUGCUUUCACGAUGUUAGGAUACGUCAUCAUUUUAUACUCACUUUCUGCCUUCACGCAGAGUCUUGGCUAUAAUGCAAAAAAGGGCUCAUAUGUGUCCUGUAUGGUUAGUCUUGGUGGAUUAGUCGGUCGGCCAAUAAUUGGACAUAUUGCCGAUAAGUUUGGACCAAUAACUGUUGGUGCAAUAGUAAAUUUAAUUGUUGCCAUUCUUUGUUGGGCAAUGUGGAUCCCGUGUACAAAUUUUGGUGUUGCAAUUGCUUUCGGAUUACUUCAAGGUGCUCUAAUUGGUACGGUGUGGGUCAUUUUUGCUUCGGUUUCAGCUAGAGUUAUUGGUUUGAAAAGGCUUGAAAAAGCAUCUGGUGUACUUUGGGUGUUUAUUGCACUAUUUGCAAUUCCUGCUCCAGUGAUUGGAUUGCAACUUGAUACCGAUGUAAUUGGAUCAAAAACCAAUUACGUUCAUACUGCAAUAUUCACAGGGUUUGCUUAUUUCGGAGCAGCGCUCUUAUUGUAUUUGUUGAGAAUCUAUAUCAUCACUAGAGAUGAAAAAUCAAGGCAACAUUCUGAUGAUCACGACAAUUUUGAUCGAGAUGAAACCAGCUAUACUGUCGAUAUACGUUCUUUUGCCAAGAAUAUAUUCAGCGGAAACAUUGGUGGAAGAAAAGUUUGA